UGACCUAAUUUUAAUUCACAGUGGAAACUUUAAAUGUGUUUGCAUGUUGUUCUGCUUAUCCCCUCCCCUUCAAACCUUUUCGACUUUCUCCACCCACAACAAUUUUAUUAGCUGUCUUAACACAUUUGAAUCUGAAAAACUCAGAUCACACUACAUUACACUCAUGCGCUCUUGGGUCUGUCUGAAGUCUGACGUGCCAUUCUAGCAGUUGUAUCUUGGAUUCUUGUCAGGAUGCAAAUUAAGAGAAAAAGAAUGCUGCUUGCCUUCUUUGUAUUGUCUUUUGGGUGUUUCAUGGACAUGAGAAUGUGUACAGUAGUGCAACCAGAACUGAGAAUCACAACAAUAAAGCAAGAGCCAUACACAGUGUCCAAGGGCACACAGCUGGAUGGCUUUUGCAUGGACCUAUUAUCUGAAGUAGCCAAGAAACUGGGCUUCAAGUACAAAGUGCAGCUGGUGAAGGAUGGUUCAUAUGGUAGGCAGGAGGAGAAUGGGAACUGGAAUGGGAUGAUAGGAGAGGUGAUAAGAGGGGAGGCAGACCUUGCAAUUGCACCACUGACUCUCACUGCAGCUCGGGAGAAAGUGGUAGCGAUGACCAAACCAUUCAUGCAGACUGGUAUCAGCAUCCUGUUGAGGAAGGACAUCUCAGAGGAAACAGGCUUCUUUGAUUUCCUGACCCCCUUUACAGUCGUGACGUGGGUCGGCAUACUCAUUGCCUACCUGGGGACGACUGCUUGCAUUUUUAUUGCUGCAAGACUCAGUCCAUGUGAAUGGAGUCAGCCUCAGAGUGAACAUAACAGAUUCAACUUGCUCCACAGCUUGUGGUACACAGCUGGAGCUCUUACGCUUCAAGGUGCUGGUCCUCACCCCAGGGCUCUUUCAGUACGUGUUAUCUGCUGCAGCUGGUGGUUAUUUACAGUCGUCCUCUUGGCUUGUUAUUUCUCCAACCUUAGCUCCUCCAAGAGCUCUGAGUCCACUCAGGUAAUGGUGAAAGGGUUUGAGGACUUGGCCAGUCAGGAUGUGAUCGAGUACGGCUGCCUGGCUGGCUCUUCAACUCUAGCAUUUUUCAAGAACUCAAACAACCCUGUUUAUCGGAGAAUCUAUGAACACAUGGAGAGAACAAAGAGUUUUGUGUCAUCCAUGGAUGAAGGGGUCCGACGUGCAAGAGAAAGCAACUUCGCCUUUAUUGGAGAGUCUGUUUCUCUGGACUUGGCUGUAGCUCAUCACUGUGAACUGGUCAGAACUCAUGAAGUCAUUGGCAUGAGGGGAUACAGCAUCGCUGCAGCCCUCGGCUCACCGAUAAUAAAGAACCUCAGUGUGGCAGUCUUACAACUUAGCGAGGCUGGAGAGCUGGCCUACCUGCAAAGCAAGUGGUGGGCCAGCAGCUGUAUAGCCAACAAGGCCAAGUCUUCAGCCAUGCAGACACACAGUCCCAAGGGGAUGUUUCUGGUUCUUUCUCUGGGUUUAGGAAUGGGAACAUUGCUGGCUCUCCUGGAGCUUACUUUCAAGAGUCGCAGAAGUGCAGCGGAGCAGAGGAAAUCCUGCUGUACUGUGCUCGCUGAAGAACUGAGUCUGCGCUUGAGGACCAACAAUGCAAACAGACCCCAGGAAAAUGUAGACAAAGCAUAGAAAUGUCCUAGAAACAUGUGAUUGUAACAGCUCUGAAAACUGUGGUUCUUUAUAUAGUUUUUUUGCAGCCUCUUCAGAUUUGUUCUAAUAUUUGACAGAAAUAUUAACUUAGUUGUAGGUUUUCAUCUUUUUCUUGUAAAAAAGAAAAAAUAUUACCAUUGGAAAAACCUCACAUUUUAUUACAAUAGUGUUUAUUGAUUUUCAAAUAAAAACGCUAGUUUUAAUAAAAAAGUAAACAUAUUUCAAAUAUUUUAAAAAUAGCAUCGAAUUGAUCCGUGUUUACACUUGAGAACUGAAAAUUUUACUAACUCAUAGGAAUCAUAUACUUUCUAAGUUUACUGUUACUUGAUAUGACUGAUUCUACAUCAUGCUGUUUGUGCAGUUCACAGUGAUUAUCACAUGGUUUCAACAACUAUAUUGUAAACAUCCCAUCAGCAUGAAUACAACGGUGUGAACUGUAAACCUCACCUAAAAUAAUAAAAACUCUAGUUGUGUAA
This is a messenger RNA of Monopterus albus (swamp eel), 2123 nucleotides long. RefSeq names its product glutamate receptor, ionotropic, kainate 6 (gene grik6). Gene Ontology annotation, cellular component: membrane. Gene Ontology annotation, molecular function: ligand-gated monoatomic ion channel activity; signaling receptor activity. Gene Ontology annotation, biological process: monoatomic ion transport. NCBI's taxonomy places the organism in Eukaryota, Metazoa, Chordata, Actinopteri, Synbranchiformes, Synbranchidae. The record is from RefSeq and is a predicted model, not a curated record. Bases 232 to 1626 code for a protein of 464 amino acids. The transcript has 10 exons.